AUGGUGGAAAGAGGACCAGAUCAAUGGCUUGAAGAUAUCAAGAAUUGCAAAUAUCUUCCAGAGAGCGAUAUGAAGAUUCUCUGUGAGAAAGUUAAAGACCUCCUCAUGGAGGAGUCCAAUAUACAACCGGUGAAGUCUCCUGUUACAGUGUGCGGAGAUAUACAUGGGCAAUUUCAUGAUUUAUUAGAAUUGUUUAAAAUUGCAGGAGGAUUCCCUUCGGACUCGAAUUUGAGUACCAAUUAUAUAUUCUUGGGCGAUUACGUAGACAGAGGAUACUUUUCGUUAGAGACGUUCACUCUUAUGAUGAUCUUGAAGGUGAAGUUUUCUCAACAUAUCACCUUAGUUAGGGGUAAUCACGAAUCUCGACAAAUCACUCAGGUUUAUGGAUUUUAUGAAGAAUGCCUCACUAAAUAUGGAUCCACUAUGGUGUGGAAGUACUGUUGUCAGGUGUUUGACUUUCUCACAUUAAGUGCCAUUAUCGAUGGACGUAUCUUAUGCAUACAUGGAGGUCUCUCUCCAGAGAUUCGAAUGCUCGAUCAAAUCAGAGUCCUCAGUAGAGCUCAAGAGGUGCCCCAUGAGGGCGGCUUCUGCGAUUUGGUGUGGUCAGACCCGGAUAAUGUCGAUACUUGGGCAAUCUCACCUCGCGGGGCAGGUUGGCUCUUUGGUGCUAAAGUGGCCCGUGAAUUCAAUCACAUAAACAAUCUUCAACUAAUCGCCCGAGCACACCAGUUGGUAAUGGAAGGUUUUAGGUACCAUUUCCCUGAUAAAGAUGUGGUAACCGUUUGGUCAGCCCCUAAUUAUUGUUAUCGAUGCGGUAAUGUUGCCAGUGUCAUGAAAGUUGAUGAUCAUUUGAAUAUCAAUUUUCAAAUAUUCAGUGCUGUGCCUGAUGACACUCUAAUGAUGAAUCCUUCCAAGACCCAGAAGAAUAAUAACGAGUAUUUCUUAUAA
This is a messenger RNA of Brettanomyces nanus, 948 nucleotides long. It is a transcript of the gene SIT4, whose product is annotated as sporulation-induced protein. Gene Ontology annotation, molecular function: protein serine/threonine phosphatase activity. Gene Ontology annotation, cellular component: cytoplasm. Bases 1 to 948 code for a protein of 315 amino acids. The transcript has a single exon. Gene Ontology annotation, biological process: G1/S transition of mitotic cell cycle; peptidyl-serine dephosphorylation. Lineage: Eukaryota; Fungi; Ascomycota; Pichiomycetes; Pichiales; Pichiaceae. The record is from RefSeq and is a predicted model, not a curated record.